Messenger RNA from Pseudophryne corroboree (corroboree frog), 11854 nucleotides. Its product is annotated as E1A-binding protein p400-like. Lineage: Eukaryota; Metazoa; Chordata; Amphibia; Anura; Myobatrachidae. Bases 217 to 9402 code for a protein of 3061 amino acids. Gene Ontology annotation, molecular function: ATP binding; ATP-dependent chromatin remodeler activity; chromatin binding. The record is from RefSeq and is a predicted model, not a curated record. The transcript has 55 exons. Gene Ontology annotation, cellular component: NuA4 histone acetyltransferase complex; Swr1 complex. Gene Ontology annotation, biological process: DNA repair.
UGCGCAUGCGCGCUCUCUCCGGGCUGUCUGGCCUAUCAGGGCACCCGUACAGCGGCUGUUGUCGGAGAACGGCUCCCGGCCUGACACUGAUGGGGGAGACAGUUCACUUCAUUAAAGGAAUGCACGUUCCUCCUCAGAUGUGUUUGGGGACAAGAGCCUGCUCCUUCUGCACAGGAAGGCUUUCUUAUCUAGUGAACUAAAAAGAAAAUUAUAACAAUGCAUCAUGGAAGUGGACCACCAAGCACUCCGCGGCAGCUUCAGAGGUCCAGAUCCUUCACUGGCAAUGAAGGAGAGGAAACAUCCAUGCAGACAAGUUUGCCCCAAUCUCCUGUUCCUUCAUUUGCUCCAGCAGUUAGUUCACCUGGACCCCAAUCCCCUAGUUACCAAAUACAGCAAUUGAUAAUGAGCCGGAAUCCAGUUGCAGGUCAGAAUGUGAAUAUAACCCUACAAAAUGUGGGGCAAGUGGUAGCAGGUAAUCAGCAGAUAACUCUGACCCCCCUGCCUAUCCCUAACCCAGCUUCUCCUGGUUUCCAGUUCAGUUCCCAGCAAAGGAGGUUUGAACAUGGCUCGCCAUCUUAUAUUCAGGUCACUUCUCCGAUGUCUCAGCAGGUCCAGACACAGAGCCCCACACAAGCCAAUGCUAUGCCACUACAAGCAUUACAGGGUGUCAGAGCGGGAGGUGCUGGAGCUAGCUUGGGAAUGUGUAGCCAGAGCCCCACACGUGGAUUUGUGGAUGCCAGUGUGCUUGUGAGACAGAUUAGUCUGAGCCCAUCAAAUGGUGGACAUUUUGUUUUUCAAGAGGGAUCUGGUCUUGCCCAAAUUACACAAGGAGGCACAGGACAGGUACAACUUCCAUCAGGAGCAGCACAGGCUAGCAUGAGAGAGCGGCGACUGUCACAGCCUCACUCUCAAACUGGAGGCACUAUCCAUCACCUUGGGCCUCAGAGUCCCGUGACAGGUGGAACAAAUAUGCAGACAUUGACUACACCGAGCCACAUAACAACAACUAAUCUACCACCACAGAUAAGUAGUAUUAUACAAGGUCAGCUCAUCCAACAACAGCAGGUACUUCAUGGCCAGCAAUUGGGCAGGACCAUUAGCUUUGAUAGGACAGCUGGAGGAAUGAUAGCUGGGGUAACUGGAACUUCAUCUUUUGGCAUAACAUCACAACCUACACCAACAAGUCCAUCUCGGGGCUUAGGUCCACAGGGACUCUCUAGUCUUCCACUUACUCAAACAGUAAGCACUGUCAGGAAACAAAGUAAGAAACUAGAAGAGAUUCCUCCUGCAACUGCUGAAGAUGCUCAGAUGAGAAAACAGUGCUUGGAGCAUCACCACAAAAAUAUGAAAAUGUUAAAGGAAAACUUCAAGGAUUACCUGAUUGAGUUGUUCUUCCUACAACACUUUCAAGGAAACAUGAUGGAUUUCUUGGCCUUCAAAAAGAAACCUUCAAUGGGCCUUCAUGGUUACCUUAGGCAAAAUGACUUGGAUCUGGAAGAGGAAGAAGAAGAAGAGCAAUCAGAGGUUAUUAACGAUGAGGUAAAGAUUGUGACAGGAAAAGAUGGGCAGACUGGUACUCCUGUUGCUAUAGCAACCCAGCUUCCUCCCAAUGUUUCUGCUGCUUUUUCAUCACAGCAGCAGCCAUUUCAGCAAUCUCUGGCAGGCCCUGGAGCAGUAGGAGCAGCAAAUGCCAUAGAUAUUGAAGCCUUUAAAAGACAGCAAGCCCUUACACAAGCAGUGUUUUUGAUCCCUACAGAUCCCAGCAAGAGACCACGCCUUGAUGUAACGCGUCAUGGAAUGGUUUUCCAACAUCCAGGGGUGGCAUCUGGCGUAUCCCUACAACAACUUAUGCCCACUGCACAAGGUGGAAUGCCUCCUACUCCUCAGACUGUUCAGCUAACAGGGCAGAAGCAAAGCCAACAACAAUACGAUCCCUCCAAAGGUCCCCCUGUGCAGAAUGCUGCCAGCCUGCAUACCCCUCCUCCUCAAUUACCUGGUAGGGUGCAGGGUUCCAAUAUUCCCAUCUCUUCCCUUCCCACUGCCCUGCAUCUUGCACAACAGCAGCAGCAGCAGCAACAACAACAAAUCACAGAAGGACAAAUCCAGCUGCAGGUGAAAACACAGGCCUUGGGUGUCUCUAUUCAAGCAUCCCAGCAAACUCAGCUGCCUGCACAGAUCUCGCAGCCUCUGCAGUCAGUGUUUCAUACACAGAUGCCCAUAACUGCUUCCCAAGCGCAAAGUACACUUCAGCCACAGACCGUCACCCUAAUGAGGCCAGCUUCAGAGUCUCCGCAGCAACGGCUCACCAACAACUCACAGCUAAACUCUUUUGUGGCUCCAGCUGCUAUCUCUGCCAGUAACCCAAUUGCGUCCUUCUCCCUGCCAACUAACAGAACCAACGCUAGCACAAACAAAGCCCUAUCUUCCACAGUUUCCAAAGCCUUAGCAUCUACUGGGGCAGUGGGUAUUAAAGUGCAAACUCCUGCACAGAAUACAGCUGGAGCGACUCCAGACAACUCGCAGGACAAGUUAGUGGAACAGGAGAACCGUGUCCAUCAGCGCAUUGCAGAACUCCGCAAGGAAGGUUUAUGGUCUUUGAGGAGGCUUCCCAAGCUGCAAGAACCAUCCAGGCCUAAAUCUCAGUGGGAUUACCUGCUAGAAGAGAUGCAGUGGAUGGCGGCAGAUUUUGCUCAGGAGAAGAUGUGGAAAGUGGCUAGUGCAAAGAAGCUGGUUAGAACAGUUGCCCGUUAUCAUGAAGAAAAGAGAGUGAACAACGAGCGUGCCAGGAGGGAAGAAGAAAAAAAACUGAAGCGCAUUGCUGCAUCAAUUGCUAGAGAAAUUGAGUAUUUCUGGUCCAAUAUUGAACAGGUUGUGGAAAUUAAAUUACAAAUGGAGUUUCAAGAAAAAAGACGGAAAGCGCUGAACUUAAAUAUGGAUCCAAUUAAAGGUCCCCUUAAAACAGUUGAAGAAGCGUAUGCGAAACACAAGCAUGGAAAUAAAAAAAUGUCACCCACUGGGAGAAAAAGAAAAGCAAGUUCAUCUUGGAGCGAUGGAGAAGGAGAUGACGAAGAAGAAACCAUUGCAGAGCAAGAGACCAAAGAAGGGAAUGUUGAUCACCAAGCUGAACUAACUGAGUUAAUGCGAGAAGCUGAUCUGCCUUUAGAUGAUUUAGUAAAGGAAUAUGAAGGUGCUUAUGAUGAGAAUUUUCACUGGCCACAUGUUUUUAACAAAACUGAAGAAGGGAGACAAACUGGCCAAGAUAUGAAAGAGCUAACAGGAGACCCAGACAUUUCGCAGAAACAUACCGUUCUCAUUGACUCUUUGCUUGGUAGUGACCAGCUUAGAACAGCUGACAGGGCAGGUCCUGCACUUUUGACUUCCAGGAAACAUACCAGAGAUAUUGGAGAUGUUGCCAGAGCAGCAGAGCUACUUCUCCCAAGUGGAAGCGCCCGCAUUACAUGUGCAGUGAAGACACGGCCCUCACAGCUGCUUCACGGUACUCUUCGGGAAUAUCAGCAGGUGGGGCUAGACUGGCUGGCGAAACAAUACAAGAAGAAUCUUAAUGGUAUUCUGGCUGAUGAGGGUGGACUGGGUAAGAAUGUUCAGGUGAUUGCUCUCAUGGCACAUCUGGCCAGUAAUGAAGGUAACUGGGGCCCACACCUGAUUGUGGUCAGAAGCUGUAAGAUUCUGAAGUGGGAGCUGGAAUUUAAACGAUGGUGCCCAAGCUUAAAACUGCUUUUAUAUUUUGGCAAACAGCGAGAACUAAGAAAAAAGAGACAGAGAUGGGAGGAACCCAACAACUUCCAUGUCUGCAUCACCUCCUACAAGCAGCUAUUCAAGGGACUGCAAGCCUUCAUGAAAAUGAGAUGGAAAUACCUUGUCCUAGAUGAAGUCCAUCAGCUCCGAAACAUGACUGAGAAGCACUGGGAAGCCAUCUUCAAUCUGCCUAGCCAAAACCGACUGCUUCUUAGAGACACUCCACUACAAAACACAUGGAGAGAUCAUUGGACCAUGGUACAUUUUUUAAUCCCAGGAAUAUCCAAACCUUAUCUGGACUUCCCUCUGAAAACCAGCGGGGAAGAGAGCCAAGAAAAUUGCCACAAGCUUUUUAUAAUGUUGCACAGGACUGUUCGGCCUUUCAUAUUACGAAGAUCAAAGAAAGAUGUUGAGAAGCAACUAACAAAAAAAUACGAGCAUGUUCUAAAAUGUCGUCUUUCCAACCGUCAGAGAGCUUUAUAUGAAGAUGUUAUUCUGCAGCCAGGGACUCAGGAUUCUCUAAAGGGAGGACAUUUUGUCAGUGUUCUUCAUGUGCUGAUGCAGCUGCAAAGGAUUUGUAACCAUCCAGAUCUGGUUGAUCCACGAUCUGGACAAUCCUCUUAUACAUUUAAAACUUUGAAAUAUAAGACUGCAUCACUAGUACUUCAAGCAUUGGCAUAUGAUCCAUGGAAGAACCUAGACCUGUCGCAGUUUGAUCUACUAGGACUGGAGAGUAAAAUGACAUGUUAUGAAGCCCAGGUACUGCCUGUCCAAAAGGUGACUAGAAGACUGAUUGAAGAAAUUUACAGCUCUCCUGAAAUUGUUUCUCGCCCCAACCCAGUUAAAAUUAAACCUAGCAGAUUGUUUCAACCGGUUCUAUAUGGUCAGAAGCCAGAAGGACGAACUGUGGCUUUCUCCAGUACUCCAGCCUCUCGCUUGGUUACUACAACUACAGCCACCGUCACUCAGCAAGGCCAGGCUCGAGGACGAUCCCCAGUUACAUCAGCCUCUACAAAUCAGGGUGGUGAAGUGGCAAAAAUGGCUCAGCUGACUGCUUCAGGUGCAGCUCAAGGCAGGAUAGCACAACCCAAGACCCCAGUUACUCUACAGUUCCAAGGAAACACCUUCACUCUGUCGCAGAGUCAGCUGCGCCAACUCACUGCCGGGCAACCAUUACAACUGCAAGGAAGCGUUCUGCAGAUCGUUUCAGCACCCGGACAGCAGUAUCUCCGGCCCCCUGGUCCUGUGGUAAUGCAGACAGUGUCACAGGGAAGCACCGUUCAAAAUGCAAUCAAUGCCUUGGGAAACCAGCAUCCUGCCAGCCUCCCCAAUGCUGCUGUAACCAACCAGACAGGACUGCAAGGAAGAAGCAUAUUGCCUUAUCCUGGUGGUAGUGAUGCUGCAUCUCAUCUCAAACCUUCACAGAGCUCAGUGACUCCAGUGCAAGAUGUAGCAGAAGAAAAGCAACGUCUACUGAGGGAGCGCCUGGAGAGACUCUUUCUCUGUAACGAGCGGCGCUGUGGACAGACUCCGGUGUAUGGAACUGACCUAUUAUCGCUCUGUUCUCUACAGUCUUGUGGAGUGCGGACAUCUGAGGCAGGCAUAGAGUGGAGAUGGAGGGGGUCUGCGAACUGUCUUUUAUCCUCCCACUCCUCCAAAGACUUCAGUGAUCCAUUGGGGCACCUAAUUCUAUCCUCAGUGCAGCAGAAACUGUUGCUGGAACCCCUUGCAAAGAGUGCUUUGUGUGUGGUCCCUGCAGUUAUUGCUGCUCCUCCGCUGUUGGUAGUUCCACAUCCUCCUCCCACAUACACUCACAACAUGAACAUCCUAACUCACAACCUGAGGGAACAGGCAGCUCCAUAUAUGAAAUAUCUGCAGGAACAAACAUCACCUCAUUGUAUGCAGACUCCAGAUCUGCGUCUAAUCCAGUGUGAUUCAGGUAAGCUUGAGGCUUUGUCCAUUCUUCUCCGGAAACUGAAGUCUGAGGGCCGGCGUGCUUUGAUAUUCUCCCAGAUGCUGCUCAUGCUGGACAUAUUGGAGAUCUUCCUAGACGUUAACUCUUUCACUUUCUUGAGGAUCGAUGAGUUUGCUAACUAUGAUCAAUGCCAUGAUCUGAUGAGGAGCUUUAACAAAGACCCCCGGAUUUUCUGCAUUCUAAUAUCAACCCAAAGCCGCUCACUGGGUGUUCCCUAUGUGGAAGCUGACGCAGCAAUCUUUUAUGAUAGUGAUUUAAAUCCAGUGAUGGACUCUAGAGCUCAAGCAUGGUGUGAUCGCAUUGGUAGAACUAAGGACAUUCACAUAUAUCGACUUGUUAGUGGAAACUCAGUUGAAGAGAAGCUGCUGAAGAAUGGCACCAAGGAUCUGAUUCGCGAAGUUGCAGCUCAGGGAAAUGACUUUUCAAUGGCUUUUCUAACACAGCAAACGAUUCAUGAGUUGUUUGAGCUUUAUUCACCGCUUGAAGACUCAGGAUUUGGAGUUAAAGCAGAAGAGUUUGUAAUGCUUUCCCAAGAACCGCCUCCAGCAGAGACAAUUGCUACAAAGUUUGCCAAACCAUUUAUAGAGGCACUGAAGAGCAUCGAACAUGGAGCUGAAAUGGAUGUGGAUUUAUCUGAGCCUGAGAAAAAAGGAGACCAAGAAAAAAAGAUGAAGGCAUCAGAUGGUUGCUCCUGCAAUGGUGAGGCCUCGGAACUGAAAGAAUUGGCUGCAGUGGUAGAACAGCUUACCCCAAUUGAAAAGUAUGCUUUAAACUAUCUGGAGGAAUUCUAUACAUCCACUACUGAGGGGAUAUUGAAGGAUGCAGAGGAUCUUAAAAGGACAAAGAAAACUUGGGAGGUUCAACAGUUAAAAGAGAAAAAGGAGUGGGAAGAGAACAUGGCUUGGGAAGAAGCUAAGGAAGAGCUUUUGACCUACACAAGAGAAGAUGUGUGUGAUAAGGAAUUUGUCUACGAGAGUCCAGAUGGGCAAACAGAAGUAAUGCCAAUCUGGACACCACCCACUCCCCCACAAGAUGAGAAUGAUAUUUAUAUAGAUUCUGUGAUGUGUCUAAUGUACGAUACCAACCCCAUCCCUGAAUCUAAACUGCCCCCAGUGUAUGUAAGAAAGGAGCAUAAGAGACACAAGACAGAUGCUGCAGCUACAGGUCGAAAGAAGAAACAAAGGCAUGGGGAAUCUGUAGUUCCUCCACGCUCACUAUUUGAUAGAGCUGCCCCAGGCAUGCUGAAAGUGAAGAGAGAAGGCAAAGAACAGAAGAAGAACAUCCUUUUGAAACAGCAAACCCAGUUUGCCAAACCACUGCCAACCCUCGUGAAACCAGCAACGGAGUCUGGUCCUGACAACCCAGAGUGGUUGAUCAGUGAAGAUUGGGCUCUGCUGCAGGCUGUCAAGCAUCUCUUGGAGCUACCACUAAAUCUAACAGUGGUGUCACCGGCUCACACCCCCAAUUGGGAUCUCGUUAGCGAUGUGGUGAAUUCUUGCAGCCGAAUCUAUCGCUCCUCUAAACAAUGCCGCACUCGGUAUGAAAAUGUCAUUAUUCCAAGAGAGGAAGGAAAGCUCAUGUUUGAAGCAAACCCGAAAAAGAAGACUAAGAGUCUAUAUAAGACUAAGAACAGCCGGCCCCUCCGGACCAGUCAGAUCUAUGCUCAGGAUGAAGGAGUGACGCACACACAGCUUUAUACUAGUCGCUUUGAGCUGAUGAAAAUGACAGCAGGCAAAAGGAGCCCUCCGAUAAAGCCACUCUUGGGAAUGAACCCAUUUCAGAAGAAUCCAAAACACGCCUCUGUGCUUGCAGAAAGUGGAAUUAACUACGAGAAACCACUACCACCUAUCCAAGUGGCAUCUCUGCGUGCGGAACGCAUUGCCAAGGAGAAGAAGGCAUUGGUAGAGCAACACCACAGGGCCCAGCAACAGUCAGGUCCACAGACUCCACAACAGCCGCUGCAGAAUGGCCAGCAAUCAUCAACUCCAGCUGCUCAGCCUGCUCAGGCACAGCCUCAACAACAAGCGGUUCAGCAACAGGUUGUCCAGCAGCCACAGGCAGUAGUUGCCAGCCCAACGGGCACCAGUGUACCAACCACUGCAGUGCUGGCUGGAACCAUCAAGACAGCAGCAACAGGAGCAGGUAUCCAAGCUGCUGCUGUCAGUGGGAAUGUCAUUGUAAACACUGUUGCUGGCGUCCCUUCUGCCACUUUCCAGCCUAUCAAUAAGAGAUUGGCAUCCCCUGUCAUACCAGGGACCCUUACUUCUCCUGGUGGCGCUCCACAGGUUGUCCACACACAGCAGAGAGCUGUAGCAACUUCAGCCGCACCUUCAGAGAUGGUCACUAUAGCAACAAAUCAGGGGGUGCGAGCCGUGACGCCAGUGACUGGUGGAACUGUGGUGUGCAGUAGUAUUACCCCUGUCCAGACACAGACCAGGUCAAUAGUUACACAGGUGACAACAGCUACAACUGCUGGGGUUCAGAUUGCCAGUAAAGCCAUAACCCCGGCCCAAUUCCAACUUCUUCGGCAACAGCAAGCUGCCCAAGUGCAGGUUCCUCAGAUACAAUCACAGGCACAGUCCCCAGGACAGAUAAAAGCUGUUGGAAAACUAUCCCAGGAACAGCUACUGAAAUUGCAGAAGCAGAAAAUGCAGCUAUCGCAACAGACAACUCAGUCUGUGUCUCAACAACAGCAGCAGCCUCAACAGGGAGGACCUCAGCCAGCAGCAGUGCAGGGCCAGCAACAGUCGCAGCAGGCACAACCGCAGCAACAGACGCAGCAGCUUACUGCAGUCACUGCACCCAGAGCUGGAGCUGUCCUCACUGGUGCAACUGUUGCUAAUCUACAGGUGGCUCGACUGCUUCAGGCUCAGGGUCAGAUCCAGGCACAGCCAGGACAAACCGCACAGGUGGCACUAGCAAAGCCUCCAGUAGUCUCUGCCGUUGUAUCUUCCACCGGUGUUACCACCCUUCCUGUGACGGUAGCUGGAAUCAGUGUUGCUAUUGGCCAGCCUCAGAAAGCUGCAGGUGGGCAGACUGUGGUCGCUCAGCCCUUGAAUGUACAGCAGCUUCUGAAACUGAAACAGCAACAACAGCAAAAAGCUUUGCAAUCUGGGGUAGCACCAGGACAGUCCACUGUACAGCAGCAGAAGCAAAUAACAGCCCAGCAAGUUACUGUCCAGACCCAACAGCAACAAUCCCAACAGCAGAAGCUGACAUACACCACUCAGCCAGCCAUUAAAUCCCAGUUCCUGACCACACCUAUCUCUCAGACUCAGAAGUCGCCAGGAGCUCAGCAGGUGCAGGCACAGAUACAGGUACAGGUUGCAAAGCUUCCUCAGGUGGUCCAACAGCAGGCAGCAGUGGCCAAUAUCCAGCAGAUGGUACCAGCCUCUCAACAGGUCCAGCCCCAGACUGUUACACUGACCCAGGCAACAACGGCAGGACAACAGGUCCAAGUGUUACCAGCUGGUUCAGCAGCGGCCCAAGUGGUGCAGCAAAAACUUCUCCAGCAACAACAGCAGGUUGUAGCAGCAGCUUCGCCACAACUCCAAGCUCCAUCCAAUCAGAGUCCUGCUCCAACUUCGGGCACAGAUGCCUCAAACCAACAGCCAAAGCUUCAAGUGAGAGCAUCUACUGUCCGGAUCAAACCACCUACGAAACCUAGCUGAGGGGCAAUGUGACCUGAGAGAUAACUCAAGAAUGUCCAUCUCCACAAAGAGCUCCUAUACACCCUCAUACCAAGCACCUUUAAACGGCUUCUAGAUGUAUUGUGUGUUCAUUUAUGAGAAAGUGUUACAUUCAUCUGCAAAAAAAAAUGUUAGUGACAUCUUGUAAAUGUGAAAAAAGGAUAUGAAGAAAGGGAUAUGACUGUCCUGCUACAGCCACAGAUGACGUCACAAGCUACAGUAUAAUAUGGUGUUCUCAGUUGAAAAGUAAUAUGGAGGGACCCGCUGUGUCAUUUGGGUCUACUAAUGUCUUUGCUUUUUGCUUGUACAUUUUGCACAUAGUCAGUUAGCCAAUUUGGGAAGGAUGCUAAUACAUAGACUUUAAGAGUCGCCCAACUAACAUUUUGAAGUUUGUUUUUGUUUGUUUUUAAGUAGUUCUGUGUGGGAUUACACUGAUCUGUAUUUCAGUUUGAUUUACAAAGGGAAGGUACACAAAGAGGAGCAGCAUGUUAAAUGGUUAGCUUAUGAUCUAAAACAUCUCCUGCUUUCAACCUCCAUGUCAGAGUGUAUGUUUACAAUGCACCAUAAAGUGUUUCCUCUGUACGCUACAGGGUGGCAAGUAAAGGCUUUCAGCAGCAGGUUGUGUUGUGCUCUCAUGUAGAGGUAUCGCUGUUGCUGCAGUGAUACUAGGGUGAUGUUACAGUACUAAUUGGUGCAAUGGUCUGACAUUGGGCUAAAUGUAGUAGCCUGCCAGAAGCAGGAAGUGCAGGAUUUUGUGCGAGUCUGGCCAGAUAUUUAAAGCGGCAAUCACUAACACACAAAACCAACCUGAUUAUGCCCUGUAAGUGAUUGGCACUUUAACAAUCUGGCCAGACUCACAUAAAAUCUCACACUUCCUGCUUCUUGCUAUUACAUUUAGCCCCCUCUGUGAAGCUUCAAUUCAUUCAUUUAAAACCGGCUGCCUAAAGCCAUCUACUUCACCCAUUUCUGUAAAGGACAAGCCUGUAGAACAGUGCAGAGAAUUAGCUGCUUCAAUAUGAUGAUGAAAUUGGUUUGAACCUUUUGCUCUUUUUUCUUUGUUUUGCACUUUUUGCUCCCCGAUCCCAAUUUAGUCAGAUUACCUUAAAAAGUUGUUUUUUAUGCCAAGCUGUGUUUUUUUGUUUUCAUUAUAAAACUUGUGCACUUUUUGUGAAUAUCCGAAUCUACCAUAGGAUCCUUGUAGUUUAAUGUUACUAAGAAGCUGCUUUGCGCUACAAUAUUAAAUGUCGUGGUACGUAACAUUGUCCACUGUCCAGCCAAGUAUUGACUAGUGUAGAGUCUGCCCAUGUGUCUUUUGUUAUUGCCGAAUUUAAACCUGUGUAACUUACAAUUCCCCAUUCCUUGAAGGGGGUAAUGUAAUAGAGUGCGAGAACCAGGAAGUGUGGGACUUUGUCUGAGUUCUCACGUAUUUUUAAAGCAGCAAUAAGUUAUAUAGCAAAACUAACCUUGUUUUGCCGUGUAACUGAUUGCCGCUUUAAAAAUACGCAAGAACUCAAAGUCCCGCAUUUCCUUGUCCUCACACUCUAUUAUAUUCCCUCUCUUAUGUUUGUACAUUUCAACAUCCAUAAGGCCUUUAAAUGGUGUGUGUAUGUGUGUGUUUUGUUAAAAAUGCAAGCACUUUGUUGAAUAAAAGGACAGAAAUGAUUCAGCAACAAAAUACAUUUUCCUAACUGCGCAAUUUACAAACCCACCGACCUGUCUAUGGUUUACAUUACAGUCCUUAAUAUCCAUGUCUGACAUUUGCACAUAUUUAACACGUUGUGUACAAAGUAGACUCCUGUCUUUGUUAGGUUAGAGUAUUUAAGUAUAGUGUGUUUGUUAUUUGUUGUAAGUGUAUUGUUAUGUCUCUUUAGGAAGCAUCGUAUUGCAUUCGCUUUUGCAGCGGUUGGAUGGAUUAAUUUUACUACAUCCUAAGCACCCGCGUUUCCUAGUUACUGUGCCACCUUCUAGUCAUAUAAAAUUCUUAUUAUAUGACAGAUCAGUAUGAAAGAAGUUUUAGCAAUAGAAUAGAGAGGAAAAUUAAAUGAAAUAUUGUGUAUACUGGAAGAGAUUUCUCCUAAUGUCCUGUUUUAAACAUUUUAUAUGUAUGUGCAUGAAUGUCUGUAAUCUAUUGAUGCUUGUCAGCAUUUUUGUUUGCUAAGAAGUGUUCUUUUUUAUAUAACUAUCAAUAUAUAUAUAUAUAUAUAUAUAUAUAUAUGUGUAUAAUUUAAAACAAUAUGACCACCCUUUUACUGCUGAAUUUGUAUUCAUUACAUUUUAAGUCCCCUGGCAGAAAAAGGGAUAAAGCUUGGUCUCCAUGAACCAUACUGUGUUCAAAAUGUACAUAUACUAUAAAAACACAUUUGUACGUGCUGUAGAUCCAUAGUGAGUGAUGCAUAGCACAUUGCCAGUGUAAUAAACAUUUUUUAUAAACGUU